UCGGUAACGUGGGCUUCAGUUUGUGAUGGCGAAGAAUUGGAUCCGAAAAUCGACUCUAAUAAAACUAGGAUGAGUCAAAUGCAUUCACAACUAAAAGCAUCUCUGGAUAUAGUUAAAAAGUACCAAUCAUUUGAAGAAACUAUCAACGAAGGAAAUAGUGGCAUUAACACACCAAACGAAGAAGGCCACAUCUCAGAAGAGGACGACUACUCUGCCUCGGUUUCUGCUAUUAUGCAAAGGAGAGCAAGUAUUCGAGGAAAUCGAAAGAAAAGUUUCAGAAGUAGUACAAGAAAUUCCAGCCCAAUGGAUGCACUAACUAGCGCUGCAGCUGAUCGACGACGUUCGAGUGUUUUCACAACCAGUUCAGGGGAUACGGCAGCAUCUGUGGAGGAAGGACCCCAAGACUCCACUCAAGAACAAAUCAUCGAGAAUAUUCGGUUACAUAAGGAAGUCUUGCAAUCUGUAAAAUAUCAACCGUGGAGUAUGCGGAGGAAAUUGAGACUCGUGCGCCAAGCAAAAGCGUAUGUUGCGAAACAUCAAGGAGUGCUUCAGGAAAGAUUUGCAAUGUCCCGCAGUACGAAAGAUUUAUGGGCGAGAUUUAAAAUAAUGAUGACUGCUAAAUGGCAGCAUUGGCGUCGAAGUUUACGGGAUAUUGCGACAGUGCUAAUCCCAUGGGAACUACAAAUUAAGGAAAUCGAGUCGCAUUUCGGAUCCGUAGUGGCUUCCUACUUUACAUUCUUAAGAUGGCUGCUCUGGGUUAACAUUGUAAUAACUAUCAUGCUUUCAGCCUUCGUGAUUGUACCAGAGUGGAUGGGUCUCGAUAAACAAAUUAAGGAUGAAAGGAAAACACCUUUGAAAGGUGAACUGAAAAUAGCCGGGAAUUUUAUGACAAUCUGGGAAUUCAAUGGCUACUUGAAGUACUCGCCCCUAUUUUAUGGGUAUUAUUCCAAUUUUUCUGGUGCUGUUAGAUGGGGCUAUAAUCUUCCAUUAGCAUAUUUUUUAACCAGCCUAGUUGUCUAUAUUUACAGUUUUGUAGCAACGUUAAGGAAAAUGGCGGAAAACUCCAGAUCUUCAAAGCUCUCAACAAAGGAUGAUGAAUGUGUCUUCUCAUGGAAACUUUUCAGUGCUUGGGACUACAUGAUUGGACACGGUGAAACUGCUCAUAAUCGAGUUGCAUCUAUAGUUUUAGGUUUCAAGGAAGCGCUCCUUGAGGAGGCUGAAAAGAAGAAAGACAAGCGAAACUGGAAAGUGAUUCUGAUGAGGAUAAUUGUGAAUUUGCUUGUACUUGGAUUACUUGGUGCUUCUGCUUAUACAAUCAUUGUUGUUGUAGAUAGGUCAGAAAACGUGGACGAUAAUGCAUCAUGGUGGAGAAGGAACGAAAUUACCAUCGUGAUAAAUGUGAUAUCCCUAGUUCUUCCAAUGGUAUUCGAAGUUCUUGGUUUGUUAGAGAGUUUUCAUCCGCGUGAACAACUGCGCCUGCAAUUAGGAAGAAUAAUGAUUCUUAAUUUACUAAACUUGUACUCCAUGAUCUUCGCAUUGUUCUUCAAAAUAACUGAAAAGACAGACCGAUUGGAGGAACUUCGCCAAACCAUUGCGAAUGCAACGUCCGAAAGAAGAUCACUCCAAAGUGCCUUAAUGGCUUUCGAGCUCCCUACGACCUCCAGUCCAAUGUCUAUGAACCUGAUUGCCGACUUCUCAGACGCCAGUGAACAAAUAUCCUUUUCGGUGAAAAAUUUUAUGAAUGAUAUCACAACCAUAGCUUCGGAAACGGUAACCAGGUGCUACACGAUCAUGGUCAAUUGCUCAAAACCGAAAAGUUCAACGAGUAGUUUCUUAGCAACAACGUUAUUAUUAUCCAAUUUGAGCACCACUUUUAAACCUGAUGAAUGGAGGAAUGAAACCGAACCAAUGUCUCUGUCGAGCACGAUGUCUACCAGCACUACGGAAGAUCUGUCUUAUUACUAUGAUUACGGAGAGAAUGAAACUUAUUAUUACACAGAGGAGGAACGGGCAGCAAGGAGGGGGAGGUCUAUUUCGCUCAACUUUAGUAUGUACAAUGGAUUUCCAGACAAUAUCCAAAACAUGACCACAAAUGAGAGUUUUAUUGAAAACCGAACAAUCCAUUUUGAAACAAAUGAUACCCAAUUUAUACCCACAACCACAUUUUCACCCCUCAACUUAUCGGAAACAUCUGAGACAAUUCUUUCGGAAACAACAACGGAGUCAGACGAAGAUGGACUGGAACAAGACAUGCUAACCAUUGACUUUUACCCUGACUACCAAAAUGGUGAUGAGAUGGAGGAAAACUGUACUGAAGUAGUUUGUGAACCUUGGAAUGAAACAACAACCGAAUCAGAUGGUUUAUAUUCAACGACAACAGAAUUUUCAACUAGCACAGAAGUUACUACUCAGUUCGUGGAAACUCCAGCAGAAAUCCUGACCAAUUCCUCAACUGCCCUUUUGAUGGCAACUACGACAUCGAUUCCACCUGUUGUGGUUACGAAGGAAAUGCUCAAGGAUGCAAUUCGAAAUGCAACGAGAAAAUUGAGGGAUGCACGGAAAAAUCUAACUGGUCUUUGCUGGGAAACAAUGUUAGGACAGGAAAUGGCAAAGAUUCUGGUAACUGAUUUGGUGACUGUGAUUGGUAUGUCUCUGCUGCAAGACUUUUUCCGUGCGUUAUUCGUUCGAUAUAUGAACCCCUGUUGGAUUUGGGAUUUGGAAAAGAAAUUUCCCCAGUACGGAGAUUUCAAAGUCGCAGAAAACGUUCUCCAGCUUGUAUGCAACCAGGGCCAAGUCUGGUUGGGAAUUUUCUUCUCCCCUGGUCUGGCAAUUUUGAAUCUUGCAAAAUUGAUCAUUCUCAUGUAUGUCCGCCUUUGGAUCAUUUUCACAUGCAAUGUUCCACAUGAAGUGGUUUUCAAAGCAACCCGAUCGAAUAACUUUUAUCUAUCUUUACUAUUGACUAUGCUAUUUUUAUGCGUAUUGCCAGUUGGAUAUGCAAUAGUUUGGCUCACUCCUUCUUGGCAUUGUGGCCCAUUUUCAAACUAUAGCAGAAUUUCAGAAUUUUUCACCAACACCACUCGCAGUGCUCUUCCGAAGAGCCUUCAUAAACCGUUAGAGUAUAUCACCUCCUCAAGCACUGUUAUCCCCUUGCUGUUAUUACUAAUCCUUAUAAUUUACUAUCUGGUUUCUUUCACGGGAGCAUUGAGAGAAGCUAACCAAGACCUUCGAGAUCAACUGCAGAAAGAACGCGCUGAAGAACGCAAGAAAAUGUGCAAAGUCAAUACAGAAAACGAGAAAGCCGGCGAAACUGCUAAUUCUAUUGCAGCUCGUUGGAGAAAAGUUCUGGAGGCAUCAUCUCCGUUAUCUCCCACUGCACCAGCAGUUCCAGCGGAUGUUGAAGAGUCGAAGAUACAAGCCAGAAAAGAAUUACUAGGACGAAUCAUGAAGAAAGCAUUGGGUAAAGAAUCAGGAACAUCAGAUGAUGAAAGUGCAGCUAACCAACAUGGCAAUAAUGAUGGCGAAGACUCUGAUACCGAACACCAGGAUCCUUUGCCACAAGACAAGGAACUUCCCAAGCUUCCAAAGAUACCUCCAGCGGAAACUACCCGAAAAAUCAGACGACCUUCACUAAUUGACAUAGUGCAAAUGGUUCGUAGAGAGAGCAUUAACGAACCACAUCCCAUAGGUCGCUUUAAGGUUAAUCGAGAUGUUGUAGAUGCUUCUGAGAACGAUCCAGAUGUUAAUUCCAAAAUAGUCGCAGAAAGAAGGAAAAGCUUAUUAAAGAGGCAAAGGCAGCUUCACAGAACAGAUAGCACCACUCUUCCAGAAAAAGAUGAUCCAAAUGUCAACUACGAAAUAGUUAAUGAAAAGAAUAAACAAGUCGAGAAAAAAACUAAACAAAAACCAUCGGCCAAGGGUGACCCGCAAGUUUUCAAGUUCGAUGACAAAAUCAUCGAAGAAAAAUCAGAGAAGGAAAACCACAAGAAAGAAAGUCCGCCUAAAGAAAACUCGAAGAAAAAAAAGAAUAUCUCUCCCACCGAAAAAUCGAAAGGCAACAUGCCUGAACCACCCCCAAUGCCAAAAUUUGAACCUAAAUCGCCAGCACCUGCGCGAGGACGUCGUAAAAUUGGAUCUUUCUUAGCUUUAGUCAAGGAUGCAGUGAACACUAAAAAACUUGAAACCGAAAAUCAGGAUCAAUGCGAUACACCUGACAUUCCAUCUCCUUUCAGCACAUUUGAGGAACCAAUUGAAGAAAGCAUCAGAGUUAUUGCUGAAGAAGGCCUCCCUCAAACUAGUUCUUCAUCGCAGUCAGGACCAAGUAGCAAAACUAGAAGGGAAGCGACAAAUAAACGCCAAGAUUCACAAGGAUCUGUUUGGUCGGAAAACAUACCAGUUAUUACUAUUAGUAAAAGUAACAGUGAAGAGUGCAUUUUAGAAUGUAGCGAUAAAGAAGGAGAAUCGGCAAAAACUAGAUCAAACGAAAAGAGAAAAUGUAAGGUAUAG
Messenger RNA from Hermetia illucens (black soldier fly), 4503 nucleotides. Its product is annotated as transmembrane channel-like protein 2-A. The transcript has 19 exons. The record is from RefSeq and is a predicted model, not a curated record. Lineage: Eukaryota; Metazoa; Arthropoda; Insecta; Diptera; Stratiomyidae. The coding region runs from base 70 to 4503 and encodes 1477 amino acids. Gene Ontology annotation, molecular function: mechanosensitive monoatomic ion channel activity. Gene Ontology annotation, cellular component: plasma membrane.